UGCCGCUGCCUGGUUGUGUGGUGCGUCGACUGUGUGUUACGCCUCGUUCGUCGCGUGUUUCCUGCUGGGCUCGCAGGCUUCUAAUCCUUUCAACCUUCGGAAAACCCCGUUUUGCGAUCGAUGCUGGUGCAUAAGCGAACGACGGUGCAUGUGUGUUGUUUUCCCGACGGUGCCGUUGCGUGGUCUCACUGUGCGAUGUGUACAGAAUGUUUUGCAACCAUCGCCUUUUUCCGACGGUGCUAGUUUCGUUUGGUUAGAUGAUAGUUUUCCCCCGCCCCCUUGGCUGCAACAGGAAGUAAGGAAAGUGUCUAGUGCAUCUAGUGUUAUUGUUGAGUAUUGGCAUUUUGUCCGCAACGAUUCGCGGGUGUGCGUGUGAUUGUGCAGUACAAAGCGGACCCCUUAGGGCAUCCUUCGGGAGAAAGUGUAUGAAAUAGGUUCGAAUAAAAGUUAAAACAUCGAUCGAAGAAACAGAUUCCCAGCGUCGAGGUCAUUCUUCCUCACCCCUUGAAGUGACCAAGUGAAAAGUGUCUGUAUGCGAGAGAAAGUGUCAGUCUAAUAUCAUCCGGGCUUAUCGUCGUGAAAAACAAAGGGUGGAAGUACACGUCCCGUGGCAACAACAGGCGGAGCCUUGUGACUACACUCUCGACAUCGCUCCGGAUUACAUUAUUUGUGCAGGUUCCAGCGAAGGUGAAGGGCGUUUUGGGGACGAAGGCCAAAGAAGGAAAGCUGGUUCCCUCGGGGCCAUCGCCAGCAGUAGCCGCACUUUUACAGAUAAGAUACAUCUCAUAGUUUCUUUGGACAGGAGAAAGGCUGCCUGUUUUGAAGGACGUGCACAUUCUAGCAGGCACUGAAUCGGUGCGAUUCGAUGGGAUCGUUGGGCCACCGUACGCUGCUACAGUACCUGGAAACGGAUGAUCUAGCUGGACUAAAAUCAUUCCUCGGGACCCGCCACCUGCAGGUCGACGAUCGUGAUGAGAACGGUACAACGGUGCUUAUGAUUGCCAGCGGGCGUGGCGCGACCCACUUCGUGAAGGAACUGUUGGCGCGUGGUGCCGACGUUCAGGCGCAGGACCUGGACAACUGGACGGCGUUACAGUUUGCGGCCAAGGCCGGGCACGUCGGAAUCGUCGAGACGCUGCUGGAUAAUGGAGCCGAGCUGGAGCACCGGGAUAUGGGCGGGUGGACGGCGCUCAUGUGGGGCUCGUACAAGGGCCACACGGGCGUGGUGGCGCUGCUGUUGCAGCGGGGGGCCGAUGUGCAGGCACACGGCAACUAUCACCUCAAUCCACUGCUGUGGGCUUCCGGGCGGGGCCAUACGGAUAUCGUGCGCCUGCUUGUCAACACCGGAGGGGCCAAGGUGAACGUGGGUGAUAAGUACGGAACGACACCGCUGGUGUGGGCCUGCCGGAAGGGCAAUGCGGAGAUUGUGGACGUUCUACUGAAGGCGGGUGCGAACGUUGACACGGCCGGCAUGUACUCGUGGACGCCGCUGCUGGUGGCGGUCAGCGGGGGCUACCAGGAAUGUGUCACGCUCCUGCUGGAGCGCAAGCCGAACGUGAACGCGCUGGAUAAGGACGGCAUGACGGCUCUCUCGAUCGCCUGUCGCGAAGGGCUGACCGAGAUAGCGUCGGCACUGAUCGGCGUCGGUGCGUACCUGAACGUGCAGGACCGGGCCGGUGACACGCCGCUCAUUAACGCCGUCAAGGGCGGCCACCGGAGCGUGGUGGAAAUACUGAUGAAGCGCCACGUGGACGUGGACAUUCAGGGGAAGGACAAGAAGACGGCGCUGUACACGGCCGUGGAGAAGGGUCACACGGCGAUCGUGAAGCUGAUCUUGCAGUCCAACCCGGACCUGGAACUUUCGACCAAAGACGGUGAUACGCCGCUGUUGCGCGCGGUUCGCAAUCGUAACCUGGAGAUCGUGCAGAUGUUGCUCGAGCGCAAGGCAAAGGUGGGCGCGACGGACAAGCGGGGCGAUACGUGCCUCCACGUGGCGAUGCGGGCACGCUCGAAGGCGAUCGUGGAGGCGCUGCUGAGCAACCCCAAGUACAGCCAGCUGUUGUACCGAUCGAACAAGGAGGGUGAGACACCGUACGCGAUCGAUACGACGCACCAGAAGACAAUCCUCGGGCAGGUGUUUGGCAACCGGCGAUUGAAUGCGAACGAAGAUUCGGAGGGCAUGCUGGGGUACGGGCUGUACUCGUCCGCGUUGGCCGACGUGCUGAGCGAACCGACACUUACCACACCCAUCACGGUCGGGUUGUACGCCAAGUGGGGCAGCGGCAAGAGCUUCCUGCUGUCGAAGCUGCGCGAAGAGAUGAAGAGUUUCGCGCACUCGUGGUCCGAACCGCCGAUCAAUGCGUCCUGGCUGUUCUUUCUCAUCUGCCUCCAUCUGGCGCUCGUGAUCGGCACCGUCAUCGGGUUGGCCACCUGGAGUUACAUCUGGGGCCUAGCCACAGGUGCCUCACUGUUCGUGUUCAUCUACUUUCUGGACACCCUGUUUAAGUUCCUCGACCGCCGGUACGAUCUCGAGUGGCUUUACGCACUCAACUAUGGGCUGUCGCGUAAGCUUGGCCGUCUGCGACUCAUUCUGCAGGUGGCCUUCUGUCAUCCGCCGGGACCGCAGAGCGACCAGCAACCGAUGCCGGUCCGGUUUCACUUCGCCGAGGCAAGCGGGGCCGCACCGAACGGUGAUGCGGCCGUCGCACUCAUGCUGGCUUCGUUGUUCGAUGCGAUCGAGUCGCACUAUGGAUCGCUGGCGACCGGACUGUACCGUGCCUUUCGGCCCAAACCCAUAAAAGCUACCGGUGGCUGGAAGUGGCGCAAGAUGUGCUGCAUGCCCGUGGUGAUAAUGUUCGAGCUUGGUUUGCUGGGCAUCCUGGCCACCGCCUCGCUCUCAAUCGUGUACACCGAGUAUCGGCUGGAUGGGCGGGAGGAGAUCGCGGUCACGAUCUACGUCCUGCUCGGUUUUCUGCUAUCCGGUGCCAUCGCAAACCUGCACGCCUGGUCGAAGCUGAUCGGGGCGUUGUUCAUGUCGCAGGGCAAACACCUCAAGCGUGCCUUCAACAGCAACGAAGCUGCCCCCCUAACGGCACUCGGGGCCGAGGUGAGUCUCAUGACGGACAUGGUACGCUGUCUGGAUGCGUUCACCGGUGCCCAGAGCCGACUGGUGGGGGUCGUGGACGCCCUGGACUCUUGCGACACCGAACGGACGCUCACGAUACUGAACGCCGUGCAAACGCUGCUCUCCGGGCAUCAGCGUCCGUUCGUCCUGUUGCUCGCCGUCGAUCCGCACGUCAUCGCGAAGGCGGCCGAAGCGAACAGCCGACGUUUGUUCACCGAGGGUGGCAUCGGAGGGCACGACUUCCUGCGCAAUCUUGUCCACCUACCGGUGUACCUGCAAAAUUCCGGCCUGCGGAAGGUUCAACGGGCCCAGAACACUGCCCUGUCCGCGUACCGGCGAAUCGUGCCCGAUAUGAGCCGUGACGACGAACCGGGCCCCCAUUUGGGACAUUCGGCGUCCGCUCGUCGACUGUCGAACGCGUCGGAGAUCAUGUCGUCGCAGGAGAAGCUACGGGCGAUGCCGGGAACGUCCCGAGCGGGAAGCAAAAAGCUGCGCGUCUCGGACUCAAUCGCCAGCUCGAUCGGAUCGAACCUGCACAAGCUCGGCCAAAACCCGCCCGUUGAUCUGUCGAAGAUUAUUCUCACCGACGACUACUUCAGCGACGUCAAUCCAAGAAGCAUGCGUAGGCUUAUGAACGUCAUCUACAUUACUGUACGCUUGCUUAAAGCCUUCCAGAUCGAAUUUAGUUGGUACCGGCUUAGUUCAUGGAUUAACCUUACCGAGCAGUGGCCACUGCGCGCCAGUAUGAUAGUGCUAGAACAUGAUCAGGCCGGAGAUAGCUUCGACGAUUCUAUGUCCUUGCAGGCUGUGUACGAUAAAGUCCGACCAAAGCUGACAUGCCUCCGUGAGGCAGCCACUUUGCUCGACCUCGAUCGGGACGAACGCAAGCUGGACGCCUUUCUGCAGCUGCACAAAUCGGACCUCCUCGUGUCGGACUUGCGCAUCUUCCUGCCCUUCACCAUCAACCUCGAUCCGUACCUACGGAAGGUGCUCAAGGAGGAUCAGCAGGCGCUCGAGGACGAAGGAAUUAUCAUCCCGAUGAAAACGGUACUGCCGCCCAGCAAACCGACCGCCUUCCUACCGCCACAUCACUCAUCGCAUAUGCACCGCGGUCACCAUGGCAAUCUGCUGCAGUCAUCCGGACAGCAUCCGAACAGUCUCGCCAACUGGCCCAACUUCUACAAUCCCCAACCGGCGGCGAUGGCGCUGAUGAGUUACUACAAUCAGAAUCUGGCGAAUCUGUUGAACUCCGGUCCCAACCCGAUGAUGGGGGAUCCGCUUGCAGGAGCUAAAGGAUCUGGUCUACCGACCAGUGCAUCCAUCAUCAUCGAGCAUCCGGAGUUCGAGCAUUCCAUGGGUACCGGUACGGGUGCUAGUGGCAGCGGAAGUGGCAAUGGUGCUAACGUUGGCGCUGGACCGGUGGCGGGCAAGAGUAAAAGUGCGUUCACUCAAAAGUCCACCACCUCCAACGGCGGGGCUCCGGUGACGCCACCGAUCGAUAUCGAUCUGACGAACGUGCAGCUUUCCAACCUCACGGUGGACCAGCUGAUCGAUCUGCUCAACCAGGUAACCGAUCUGAAACCCGCCAUGGAGCGUACGGGGCCGAUCCUGCGCGAUAACGCCAUCUCCGGCCGGGUGCUGACGUACUGCAACCUGGACGAGCUAAAGUCGGUGCUCCAGCUCAGCUUUGGCCACUGGGAAAUGUUCAAGCUGCUCGUAACGGCGCUGCGUGAAUCGAACAGUGCCACCGCCGCCAGUCGGAAGCACUCCAAAACCACCACCUUCGCGAAGGGAACCAAUGGAAGCGAUCCAGCUGAUCUGCCGGAACCACUCGCCCAGUCGACCCCUCCGUACGGUUCCGGUUCGUCGAGCAGCUUCCAGCCGAUCCGGCAGAAGUCACAAAAUCUACUUGAAAAACAGCCGGCAGCGAAAGUGCAUGAUUACGAAUAUCUACAGGUGACACUGGAGGAACAGAUGAUCUGCGGUGCCCUGCAAACGCUGAACGAGGACGCAUUCGAGGACGUGGUGAGCAGCAGCGAGCGGCCCAGCCCAACCGGUGAGAUGUUUAGCACACAGUACCUGGCGCCCAUACGGGAAAGCUCGGAAAUCGGUUCACCGCCGCGGCUCACUUACAACCUUACUAACCCGAACCUCACCGAUCUCGCCACCAGCAAUGGUACGCUGAAUGGCGACGAUGGUCUCAGCGUUGGUGGUGUCAGCGGUGGUGGUGGUGGAGGUAGCUACGGUCUGUCCAUUUCCCGUUCCGGGUCGGCCCGGCGGCAGAGUCGCUCACACAGCUUGCACGACGACUCGCUGACCAGCGUGGUGGUCGUUCCGCAGUUUAUCGUACCGUCGUCCUCGUCGUCGUCCUCUGGCGGUACGAACGUCACCGCUACCACCGCCUCCACCGUGAACAACAUCAACGACACAAAGCUUUAAUAACUUUCCAUCCGGUGAAUCGAUUCUCGCAGCACGCAAUGCAAUGCAGCCUCAUUCGCAAUAAAUCAAUUUAAAUCAUACAAAAGAAUUACGGUUGCUGCCGGUUGGUCCCGUUUGUUCAUGUCGUUUGCCGUGUGUUGUUUGUGCGUUACCAGAAAGGUGCCACCAUCGUCGGUGCCGUUCUCGUCAUGUGUGUUUUCUUUUAGUACUAUUUCUUUUCUAUCAUUUUAUCGUCCCCGGUUUUUUUUUCCUCAACGAGCUCGGUGUAUUCACCAACACCAUUAGUUUGAUUUACUUUUUCCUUUCGAAAGCAUUCCAAAGCCUUGCCCAAGGGGCAAGCAA
Molecule: messenger RNA, 5905 nt
Organism: Anopheles coustani
Lineage: Eukaryota; Metazoa; Arthropoda; Insecta; Diptera; Culicidae
Gene: Arms
Product: kinase D-interacting substrate of 220 kDa
Exons: 9
Coding region: 866-5563 (1565 amino acids)
Molecular function (GO): protein binding
Source: RefSeq, a predicted model, not a curated record